This is a messenger RNA of Dreissena polymorpha, 1363 nucleotides long. RefSeq names its product p53 and DNA damage-regulated protein 1-like. NCBI's taxonomy places the organism in Eukaryota, Metazoa, Mollusca, Bivalvia, Myida, Dreissenidae. The record is from RefSeq and is a predicted model, not a curated record. Bases 378 to 803 code for a protein of 141 amino acids. The transcript is spliced from 4 exons.
GAAAUAAACCACUGUGGAAUAAAUUUUCCUUUAUUUCAGCAGUGCUGAAAUAUAGCUGUCACGCGCGGCGAAGAAUGUUCAUAUUACUCGGAAUCAACUAUAAAGUAAUCAUUUUUAGUAAAAUCGAAUCAGAUUCAACAAAACAAACAAUUUGAUACCAAGAUGUAAUAUAGUUUUAUCACAUAAUGCAACUCAAAAAGCAAAUAAACAUUAUUUACAAAUAUUAAGUGCGCGUACUCGUGACGUCAUUAUUAACACGUCAUACGACACAAUGCAUGUAGUUUCACGCUAAAGAUGCAGUUGUUUAGUGUCUCUUUUUUUCAUUAUUUCUUAAAAAUCGGGGACCUGGAGGUAUAAUAAACGAAAAAACAGUGCACAUGAUGGCCUAUGGCAGCCCCCACACCAGUGUUAGAGGUCAUGAGGGUCAAGGCAAAGUUAUGGAGCUGAUGUAUGAAAUGGAGAUGGCAGCAGAAGACAUCCUGACUGAUAAGCAGCAGAUUAUUGACCUUGACAGAAAGCGACAGAAGACAAGAGAGGCCAUAAGAGUGUUAUCCAAAGACCACAAAAGUGACAAGCACUGGGUCUGUGUUGGAAACAUGUUCCUGAAACUUCCGGCAGCAAGAACAAAGACUGUUCUUAAUGAAGAUUUCAACAAGCUUGAUGGAGAAAUCAACUCAUUACGCACCAAUCUCAAACAAAAAGUGAACAAACUGCGAGACCUAGAAAUGAAGGAGGACAUUAAGGGCUUUAACCUGACACCUCUCAGCAAGUCUGACCUCCAACACAUAGACAACUACUUCUGAAGUGACUAGCAGGGCUGUGAUGGUGUGUCUGGAAGAUGCCUAUUGAGGGGUUAAACUUAAGAAACCGUAUCUACUCAAGUGACAAAGCCUAUGAUGACACUGCUGGUGUGUCUGGAAGGCGUCUAUUCUGUUAUUGCUCAAUAAACUAUUGUUUCUGCUGAAGUGACACUGUAUGAAUAGGAAAGUCCUUCAUGAAUAUUGGUGCACAAAAAGCAUCCAUCCAUAAACUGUUAUGCAAUGAAAUUGAUUAAAAGUUGUAAUAUUAUACCUGAACUUGACAAAAAUGUGUUUUGAUUCCCAUUAAGUAAAAAUAUAAACUAAAUAUUAAAAUUUACUUUUUUUGCAUUUUAUAAAUUCAGCUUAGACAUAUUUUCUUAGAAUGCUUACAUAAUCUUUUUGUGUUGAGUUGCAGAGAAUAUUAGAUAUUGUGCUCGAUCCUCACUUCAGAAGUAUUUCAUAAGGACACCAAGUACUGGUUAUUCCUAGGCCAUGGACUCAAGAGGGUCUUGAUAAGCCUUUGUCUGUCUGUCAAAUCCAGCUGAAAUAAAUCUGGUUACAAA